CUGUGGGCGGUGCGGGCAUCAGUUCCACGACAACCGUUGCCGAGCGCGGACGCACUCUCCAAGCACUCACUCACUCACUCGUGGCUCAACCUCGCACUCGCUAAUCGCAAAAUGACCGGCCGUGGCAAGGGCGGCAAAGGACUCGGAAAGGGAGGCGCCAAACGUCACCGCAAGGUGUUGCGUGACAACAUCCAGGGCAUCACCAAGCCCGCCAUCCGUCGUCUGGCUCGUCGCGGCGGAGUCAAGCGCAUCUCCGGGCUUAUCUACGAAGAGACCCGCGGUGUGCUGAAGGUCUUCCUGGAAAACGUUAUCCGUGAUGCCGUCACGUACACCGAGCACGCCAAGCGCAAAACCGUCACCGCCAUGGACGUUGUGUACGCUCUGAAGCGCCAGGGACGCACCCUGUACGGUUUCGGAGGGUAAACGUGUCUCUCUGCGGCUAAAUCUCCCCCCAUUUCAAUUUCAAACGGCCCUUUUCAGGGC
Messenger RNA from Aedes albopictus (Asian tiger mosquito), 483 nucleotides. Its product is annotated as histone H4. The record is from RefSeq and is a predicted model, not a curated record. Gene Ontology annotation, biological process: nucleosome assembly. Gene Ontology annotation, molecular function: protein heterodimerization activity; structural constituent of chromatin; DNA binding. Bases 112 to 423 code for a protein of 103 amino acids. NCBI's taxonomy places the organism in Eukaryota, Metazoa, Arthropoda, Insecta, Diptera, Culicidae. The transcript has a single exon. Gene Ontology annotation, cellular component: nucleosome.